AUGGAUAAAAAGGAUCCCGCUGUCGGCACAGGGCUCGUUGGCGCUCCCGCCUGUGGCGACGUUAUGAAGCUGCAAAUCAGGGUGGACGAGGAGACGGGAACAAUCACCGACGCCAAGUUCAAGACUUUUGGAUGUGGGUCCGCAAUUGCAAGCUCGAGUUACUUGACCGAACUCGUCAAGGGCAUGCGGCUGGAGGAUGCUUCAAAGAUUCGCAAUGUCGACAUCUCCAAAGAACUUUGCCUGCCCCCCGUCAAGCUACACUGCUCCAUGCUCGCCGAAGACGCCAUCAAGGCAGCCAUCGCCGACUACCACGGCAAGAAUCCAAAGGCCAAGAUAACCGACCUGGCUGGCACUGCCAAGACGAUUCGGGAGACGAUGCAGCAAGAGGCUGCCUAG
Messenger RNA from Ustilaginoidea virens, 396 nucleotides. RefSeq lists its product as uncharacterized. The transcript has 3 exons. Gene Ontology annotation, biological process: iron-sulfur cluster assembly; intracellular iron ion homeostasis. Bases 1 to 396 code for a protein of 131 amino acids. Gene Ontology annotation, cellular component: cytoplasm; mitochondrial matrix. Lineage: Eukaryota; Fungi; Ascomycota; Sordariomycetes; Hypocreales; Clavicipitaceae. The record is from RefSeq and is a predicted model, not a curated record. Gene Ontology annotation, molecular function: 2 iron, 2 sulfur cluster binding; ferrous iron binding.